Lactuca saligna is the source of this 2308-nucleotide messenger RNA. The record is from the annotation of a GenBank genome assembly. NCBI's taxonomy places the organism in Eukaryota, Viridiplantae, Streptophyta, Magnoliopsida, Asterales, Asteraceae.
CGCCUAGAUACAAUAACAAAGGUAUGUCAUUUUCCCUACCGAAAAAGGUAAAGUAAAAAUUUGUUUAGGAGAAAACCUAGUUUGACAAGGUACCAGCGGCUCCAAGGCUCCAAACAAACUUGUACCGCCGAGAUAGAAUAACAAAGGUACCGGGUACAAGCCAUUUCUUCGAUUAAUUACUCAAGCACCAAACAAGCAGAUCACCGAGAUAGCACUAAACAAACUUGUACCGUCGGUUCGUGUUCGUACAUAGAAUGGGACGGAUUCUGUUGACCUUUGCGUUGGUGGUAGUGGUGAUGGCUGUAGGGAUCUCGAUGGCUGAACCGGUUAAUCAGUCAGCUUCCGGAGGCCUAUUUUGGUCAACUGCUAAUGGUAACGGGCAUCUGGCGCGGAACGCUGAAACAGACGAAUCGUUGAAUGACCAUGAUGAACUCGACGGUGGGUUUCCUUCGCUCGAUGGGAUGUUACAGUGGGCAAUAGGUCACUCAGAUCCUGCAAAGUUAGAAUUAAAAGCGCAUGAUGUUCAGCAGUUAUCUACAGAUGAGCUACAAAAACGUCAAAUGGAAAUCAAGGAACUGGUGGAGAAGUUAGAAAUGCCAUCGGAUGCAAAACUAAUGCAAAUUGCUAUUGAUGACUUAAAUAAUUCAUCUCUGAGUUUGGAAGACCAUCUCCGUGCAUUAGAGGAACUUUUGAUACUCGUUGAGGCAAUUGAUAAUGCUAACGAUCUGCACAAACUCGGAGGUCUUGCUUCAGUUAUUCGGGAACUUAGUAACUCAGAUCCUGGAAUAAGGGUGGCCUGUGCAUGGAUUGUUGGUAAAGCCAGUCAAAACAAUCCUGUAGUUCAGAAGCAGGUCCUUGAACUUGGAGCAUUGCCACAGCUAAUGACAAUGGUGAAAUCUAGUGUGUUAGAGGAAGAAGCCAUAAAAGCGUUGUAUGCUGUUUCAGCGAUCAUUAGAAACAACCUAAAUGGCCUCAAAUUGUUCUAUUCCCAAGGCGGAGACCUAAUGCUACAGGGGGUUUUGAGCAACACCACUGCUGAUGUUAGACUACGCAGGAGAUCAGUGUCACUUGUAGCUGAUCUGGCUGAAUAUCAGUUAGAAUAUAGUAGCAAACUGGAGGUUCCUUUUUUCAGCAAUUGUGCACUGGUGAGGCUGCUGAUUGAUUUGACGGCAUCAAGUGACCUUGAUCUCCACGAGAAGGUACUUCUUGCUGUCAAGAACCUUUUGAUGCUCAAGUCAACUGAAUUUCUUGUUGUUGAUGGGUUUUGUGGAUUGCAAGGAGCAUUGGAGAAGAUGAGACAGCAGUUACAGGAGUCCAUUUUGGAGGAAAAUCAAAGGGAGUAUGCGACUGAUGUUGAAGACCUUUGUAAAGAAGUGGAUUUUAUCUAUCUUGAAAAGCUUAAGAAGAUCUCACAGGUCCCAACAUGAUGUAUGCUGGACAUAUACUGGGAUGGUCCUCAAGACACAACGCAUAGCUUGGUGAACAAAAUUGCUUCCAAAACUGGUCAGCUUGGUUAAGUUUGAUACUGACAUAGUUUUGUCCAUAAAGGAAAAGAUGAGAAACUUAAAAGCUGGUUCAUAGAUGAUAAAAAAGUUAGGUGAUAUUGGUAUAUUUAAUUUCUGUUUUGGACCAGAAUUGAAUAGUAGUAGAAGUUUAGGGAUGAACAUAGGCGGAUACUUGGCCAAAUUGCUGGGAAUGGAACAGGAACCGGAACCAGAAUCAGCGGUUCCUUUAAUGUUGGAACUGGCCAUUGAACCGUUUGCAUCGUUUCUUUAGAUUUGGAAUCGGUCCUGAAUCGGUGGUUCCUUUUACCAAGUACUGGUAUCUAAUUUGUUUUGUUUUUCUUGUUUUUUUUUCAACUUUUGUUACUAAAAAGUAAAUUAAUUAAUCAUUGCAAAAUACGAACGGAACAAAUUAACCAUUAUAAUUCAUAAAAAGUAACUAUUACCAAGUAUGGGCCCCAAGAAAAUUGCAAACCUUAAAAUCUAACCAUUUUCCAUAGGAAUUCAUGCUGGUUUUUAGCGUUCGACUGGAAAAUUUAAACAAUUACAAUUUGAUAUUAUUCAUCAUUUAAGUCCUGUUAUAUUUAAAACGUUCAAACAAUUGUCACUGUUUUUUUGUGAAAUCUCUCGCUGUACUUCUCAUUAUUGAUUUCACAACAAAAGUAUUAUUAUCAUAUAAUGGUCAAGUUAUUUGUUUUUAAGUACUUCUCAAGUAAGUUGGGUAGUAAUUUUACAAGUUUAAGUUUUAAAUUAAAUAAUGUAGACCUGUAAAUUUAGAAUACAAUAUUAAUAAAUGAUAAACGAGU